Messenger RNA from Pygocentrus nattereri (red-bellied piranha), 855 nucleotides. RefSeq names its product histone H2B-like. The transcript has a single exon. The coding region runs from base 101 to 475 and encodes 124 amino acids. Gene Ontology annotation, molecular function: protein heterodimerization activity; structural constituent of chromatin; DNA binding. NCBI's taxonomy places the organism in Eukaryota, Metazoa, Chordata, Actinopteri, Characiformes, Serrasalmidae. Gene Ontology annotation, cellular component: nucleosome. The record is from RefSeq and is a predicted model, not a curated record.
UCCGAGGGGCGGGGCUUCUCCUACUUUGAAUGUCGGAGUCUAAAUAAGCGGCUGCGCGCGGCUCCUCCUCAUUCUUCAGUCGUACUCGAAGAGAAGAGCGAUGCCUGAGCCAGCAAAGUCCGCCCCGAAGAAGGGAUCCAAGAAAGCCGUGACCAAGACGGCCGGCAAAGGAGGCAAGAAGCGCAGAAAGACCAGGAAGGAGAGCUACGCUAUCUACGUGUACAAGGUGCUGAAGCAGGUCCACCCCGACACCGGUAUCUCCUCCAAGGCGAUGGGCAUCAUGAACUCGUUCGUCAACGACAUCUUCGAGCGCAUCGCCGGUGAGUCGUCCCGUUUGGCUCAUUACAACAAGCGCUCCACCAUCACUUCCAGGGAGAUCCAGACCGCCGUGCGUCUGCUUCUUCCCGGCGAGUUGGCCAAGCACGCCGUGUCCGAGGGCACCAAGGCCGUCACCAAGUACACCAGCUCUAAGUAGAAAGUAGAGAAGACUUUCUCAACCCCAACGGCUCUUUUAAGAGCCACCCACGGUUUCAUAUAAAGAGCCUUUUUUUGUGUUUAUGUAAAGCAAGAUAAUCGUUCGACGAAAGUUCUGCAGCUUUCUGAUGUGUUCGUGUUCCCGUGCAUUUGUUUGAAAUUGUCUGCUUGUAGUUACUCUGAGUAAUGCUGCGUCACUAAUAUAACUUGUACGCAUCCAUAUUUACGUACGUGCACAUGUUUGAAAUAUAAAAAUACAUCCUAAUAAGUUCUGCUGCUAGUUUUUAAGGCUGUAAGCUGCCUAAAUCUUUUAAUCUCUUAAUCUCUUAAUAUUCCAGUAAGUGAUCUAAAAUUGGGGUGUUAGGAGAAACCGUGCAAAUC